Nezara viridula (southern green stink bug) is the source of this 1990-nucleotide messenger RNA. NCBI's taxonomy places the organism in Eukaryota, Metazoa, Arthropoda, Insecta, Hemiptera, Pentatomidae. The record is from the annotation of a GenBank genome assembly.
CAAUAAUCAUAAUGAAUGUCUACACAUGAUAUAAAAAGUCCUUUUUUUUUUUGGUGCAACGCUCCCCUUAAUCAAAAUCAAAAUUUAGCGCCUAUGUCUCUUCUCAGUUGUUCUCUCUUUUUGUUCAAUUAUUUGUUCCUAUUAUUUAACUAUAUGUAUUUUUAGGAUAUUACAAUUAUUUUAUUAAUUGUAUAAUAUCGAAUACAUUUUCACUCUCUCUAAGGCUUUUAACGAGUGAAUAUUCUUCACUUGGCCUUGUAUUCUAUCGUUUAUAAAAUUUUUAAUGAACUUCAUUGCUUUUCCAUCUUAAUCCAUUCUUUCUUCUAAAUAUCUUCUAAGUUGUGUGCUCGGUUAUCUUCGGGAACGAUCGGACAGCUAGGAGCCGAAAACAGCAGCCCCCACCAGCCAGUGAGACCCUAGGAUUCGCGGGUGUCUGUGUUGAGACCUCCUUCAGUAAUAUCAGGUUCCUGUCCUUUUAAACCAAAAGCAAAAUGGCGGACGAUGAGGCGAAGAAAGCUAAACAGGCCGAGAUCGAGCGGAAGAGAGCAGAGGUCCGAAAGAGGAUGGAGGAGGCCUCAAGAGGCAAGAAGGCCAAGAAAGGUUUCAUGACGCCAGACAGGAAGAAGAAACUCCGACUUCUGCUGAGGAAGAAAGCUGCUGAGGAACUGAAAAAAGAACAAGAAAGGAAAGCAGCUGAGAGAAGGAGGAUCAUUGAGGAGCGCUGUGGAAAGAUAUGUGAUGUUGACAAUGCCAAUGAAGAUGACCUAAAGGAUGUAAUUCAGCAGUAUUAUGACCGAAUGUAUCUAUGCGAGAGCCAGAAAUGGGACUUGGAAUACGAAGUGAGGAAGCGAGACUGGGAGAUUGCGGAUCUUAACAGCCAAGUCAAUGAUCUUCGUGGAAAAUUCGUAAAGCCCACCUUAAAAAAGGUUUCCAAAUACGAAAAUAAAUUUGCCAAACUUCAGAAGAAGGCCGCUGAAUUCAACUUCAGAAAUCAACUCAAAGUUGUAAAGAAGAAGGAGUUUACCCUUGAAGAAGAAGACAAAGAGAAAAAAGGAGGCAUUGUCGACUGGUCCAAGAAGGAUGAAAAAGCAAAGGUGGAACCAGAAGAAGAGGAAGAAGAAUCGGUAUCAGAAGCUUUGCCCAGCGCCGCCGAAGAGACGAUAGCUUCUGAAGCCAGUGAGCUGCCGCAGGAUGAACCACCUCCCCCGCAGGAGCCAGAACCAGAACCUGAGCCUCUUCCUCCACCACCGCCCAAGACAGAGGAAGACUUGUGGCUGUUCUUGCGUGAGGCAGUGACCCAAGCUAAUCCUUUGUCUAUUGAUGAAUUGCUUCACAAAUUGCUUGAUACAGUUAACGCAGUGCCCCAAGAUUUCUUAGAGCCAGUGGUGGAAGCUUCAAUUAAAAGAUCUCAAAGUAUGCAGAGUAUGGAUCUUUCCCACGCAGGAGUGGCUGGCGCUCCUGUUGAGGGAGAGGCAAAAGGAGAACAGGCAGGAGAAGGGGCUGCGGCGGAGAAAGCACCACAAGGAGAAAGCCCGGCUGCUGAAAGCACUCCCGGCCCGGAACAACCAGCACAACCAGCACAACCAGCCCAACCAGCCCCAGGAGACCAGCCACCCGCAGGAGACCAGCCUCCACCAGCGGAACAGCAAGUCGAACAGCAGCCCCUGGCACCAGAGCAGCCAGCUGCGCCGCCGGCGGAACAGCCUCCACCCCCACCACAAGCUGAACAACCAAUCCCACAAACCGUAGAAGGAUCCAAAAUGGCCCUAAUGAACCAUUGUUACCCAUUCCGCAGGCAAAAGCGAGUGUCAUCUAACCUUUACAAUGCCUUCACUAAUCUCGCUCACGAAACUUCCAAGCUGCAGCCUAAAUAUAAAGUGAAGAAAUGAAUACAUGAUUUGGAAUUUUAUCAUUACUCUUGAUCUUCGAAGUCAACCAAACUCUUGUAAAUUAUUUUUAUUAUAAUAAAUGUUUCAUAAUCUUUAUCAUU